Messenger RNA from Mustela erminea (ermine), 2463 nucleotides. It is a transcript of the gene RAB11FIP2, whose product is annotated as RAB11 family interacting protein 2. NCBI's taxonomy places the organism in Eukaryota, Metazoa, Chordata, Mammalia, Carnivora, Mustelidae. Gene Ontology annotation, biological process: regulated exocytosis. The transcript is spliced from 5 exons. The record is from RefSeq and is a predicted model, not a curated record. Gene Ontology annotation, molecular function: small GTPase binding. Gene Ontology annotation, cellular component: phagocytic cup; endosome. The coding region runs from base 464 to 2002 and encodes 512 amino acids.
CAGGCGUGGGGCCGGGGGGCUGCGGGUUUGGGCGGGAGAGCUCUAGGCGGCGGGGCGGGGGGCGCCCUCCCUCCCCCGCAGCCCUCCGCGGGGCUCUGGCGGCCAGGCCUCACCUGCCCGCAGGCCCAGGAGCCGCCCGCCGCCGCCCAGGGUCCGUCCCCGCGGCCGGCGGCGCGUGAAGGUGCGGACGCCAGGCGCGGGGGUCCGCGCGGAGGCCUGGGCGGCGUGGCCGGGGGAUGCUGGGCCCCUGGGCUUCUGCAGCGGAGAGGGCACCCCCAGAACAGCCGUGCCCCCGGGCUGCCCCAGCGAGGCGCUUGACAGUGAACCCUGGGGAAGUUGGGCAGCUGUGAGUUUGCCUGUCGCCGUUAAGUGCCCUUAGGAUGCAGUGAUUAAGGAAUUAGGCUCUCCCUCCGGGAGGGGCACUGCCUGCGCUUGAGAACUCCGUGCAGAGAAAAAGGACAGAAUGAUGCUGUCCGAGCAAGCCCAAAAGUGGUUUCCUACCCACGUGCAGGUCACAGUGCUCCAAGCCAAAGAUCUUAAGCCAAAAGGCAAAAGUGGCACCAAUGACACAUACACUAUAAUUCAGCUGGGCAAGGAAAAGUACUCCACCUCUGUAGCUGAGAAAACCCUUGAGCCAGUGUGGAAGGAGGAGGCCUCUUUUGAGCUACCUGGAUUGCUAAUGCAGGGGAAUCCAGAGAAAUACAUUCUUUUCCUCAUAGUUAUGCACAGGUCCCUGGUGGGUCUGGAUAAGUUUUUAGGGCAGGUGGCAAUCAAUCUCAAUGACAUCUUUGAGGACAAACAAAGAAGGAAAACAGAGUGGUUUAGACUAGAAUCCAAACAAGGAAAAAGAGCCAAAAACAGGGGUGAGAUCAAAGUCAAUAUUCAAUUCAUGAGGAACAAUAUGACAGCAAGUAUGUUUGACUUAUCAAUGAAGGACAAAACAAGAUCUCCUUUUGCAAAAUUAAAAGAUAAGAUGAAAGGUAGAAAAAAUGAUGGAACAUUUUCGGAUACGUCUUCUGCAAUCAUUCCAAGUUCUCACAUACCCGAUGCCAGUACUGAAUUUUCAAGUGGUGAAAUACAGAUGAAAUCCAAACCAAAAAAGCCUUUCCUUUUGGGUCCUCAGCGACUCUCUUCAGCACAUUCAAUGUCUGAUUUAACUGGGACACACAUAUCUUCUGAGAAACUCAAGUCCGGCACCAUUGGUCAGACGCAUCUUCUCGGACGGCAGAUAGAUGCCUUUGGAGCGGUUCCAGAAAGUGGAAGUCUCAAAUCUCCACACAGAAGAACAUUAAGCUUUGGUACUUCUAAAAUGAACCAACCUGACAGCAGUGUGGAUGAAGGUGAAUCGUCUUUCGGAAGACAAAAUGACCCAUUUACAAAUGUGACUGCUUCAUUACCCCAAAAAUUUGCAACACUGCCAAGGAAGAAAAAUCCAUUUGAAGAAAGCAGUGAAUCAUGGGACAGCGGCAUGAAUUUAUUUUCAAAAUCAGUUGAAGUAAGAAAAGAAAAUAAAAGAGAGAAAAGGGAGAAAGUUAGCCUAUUUGAGAGAGUGACUGGAAAAAAAGAUAGCCGAAGAUCCGAUAAACUUAGCAAUGGGGGAUCUGAUAGCCCUUGUGACUUGAAAUCACCUAACGCAUUUAGUGAAAAUCGUCAGGACUAUUUUGAUUAUGAGUCAACUAAUCCGUUUACAACAAAAUUCAGGGCUUCAAAUAUAAUGCCAUCUUCAAGUUUUCAUAUGAAUCCGACAAGUAAUGAGGAGCUCAGGAAAAUCCCGGACAGCAAUCCUUUUGAUGCCACGGCAGGGUAUCGUGGUCUGACCUACGAGGAGGUCCUCCAGGAGCUAGUGAAGCACAAAGAGCUCCUUCGGAGGAAAGACACCCACAUCCGGGAACUCGAGGACUACAUCGACAACCUCCUCGUGAGGGUCAUGGAGGAGACCCCCAGUAUUCUCAGAGUGCCGUACGAACCGUCCCGGAAAGCUGGCAAAUUCGCCAACAGUUAAUCAGCCAGGAGUACUGCAUUUGUGAUUGGGGCAAAAAGGAAAGAAGAAAGAGAAAAAGAAGAAAAUCUUGGUACUGCAAGAAACUACAUUAUCAGGCUUCAUUAUAUACUCGACUCCGUUGCGAAAAAUUCCUUUACCUGUAAAUAUUAGCAGGGACCAUCAAGAGUGACCUUUGAAGUGAGCUAAAUAAUUUAAACAUUUAAAGUGAAAAUGGGCCAGAUUCUCAAUGAAUAAGCAGUUCCUUAGGAUUUUCACUGAGGUGCCGGCUCCGGCCUCCUAACCUGCCGUAGGCCUAGGGAUCACUUCAGAAGUACACGACUUCUUACUCCUCAGGACUAGAGCUCACAAAGCAGAAUCGAUGCUGGGGCUGGUUUCUUAGAAGUCAGUUUCUAGACUGACUUAGCUGCAGGAAUACUGCUUAUUAUAAACACUAAAAAAAGUUCGCAUUUUAUAUGCAUAUA